This is a messenger RNA of Suillus clintonianus, 927 nucleotides long. RefSeq lists its product as uncharacterized. The coding region runs from base 158 to 775 and encodes 205 amino acids. The transcript is spliced from 5 exons. The record is from RefSeq and is a predicted model, not a curated record. Lineage: Eukaryota; Fungi; Basidiomycota; Agaricomycetes; Boletales; Suillaceae. Gene Ontology annotation, molecular function: oxidoreductase activity, acting on the CH-OH group of donors, NAD or NADP as acceptor.
AUGAAGCUUUAGUUACUCAUGCAUCGUUAGAUGUGGCGUUUUCGAUAAAUCGAGACGUUGGCGCUAACAGACUUCCUGGGUACAAAAGGCCCAGCGCCGUCGUGAGAGAUAGUAAGAAAGCUUCGCUUCACCAUACCAUACACCAGGUCGAAGAAAGAUGGCGUCCACACAAUCCAAGUCCAAAGGAGUCGCAGUCGUCACCGGAUCUGCGCAAGGAAUUGGACGCAGCAUCGCAAUACGGCUUGCAGGAGAUGGCUAUGACGUUGUUAUCAACGAUUUGGAAAGAAACAAAGAGAAUUUGGAGGAAGUCAAGAAGGAAAUCGCUGCAGAUUUCCCGGAUCGCAGAGUGUUGACUGUGAUUGGGAAUGUCAGUGUCGAGGAGGAUGUCAAAGGACUGGUUGACAGCACUGUGAAAGAGUUUGGUAAGCUGAAUGUUUUUGUUGCAAACGCAGGCAUUUGCAAAACAAAACCACUCUUAGAAACGACAUCCGAUGACUUUGAGUCUGUGCUUUCUGUCAAUGUCAAAGGCACCUUCUACAGCUAUAAAUACGCAGCGCAGCAGAUGGUAGCUCAAGGUGAGGGUGGGCGAAUUAUCGGUGCAAGCUCACUUGCAGGAAAGAAAGGGCAUGCGUCACUCAGCGCUUAUUGUGCCUCAAAGUUUGCUGUCCGGGGGCUGACCCAAUCCGCAGCCAUCGAACUUGGUCGCAACGGAAUCACAGUGAACGCAUAUGCGCCCGGAACAAUUGAAACACCAAUGCGCAAGUCUCGAGAUUAAGGGCGUUAAUAUACGGUGUUGACUUUUUCACCGUGUAGUUGCUGCAUUGGCUGGAUCAACUGAUUAUAACGACGUUUACGAGGAGGUAACGCUCCCCGCCAAUGUGCAUGAGAAGUUCUGACAUUUUUCAUACUUGAGUUCAAACGGUUGUC